AUGGCCAGACAUUCGGCGGACCAGCAAGCACUCGUGUCAGUGUCUCGGGACACAUCUCGGGUGGGUGAGUGGACCGGUUCAUUCGUCCCUUCACAUCAGCCGGACACUUCUGCCUGGCAAUCGCCGCCGCCGCCUUUCACAAUUGAUUACGGCGAUUAUUGCCCAAGAGGGUUUUCUCACUUCAACGAUGGAUCGCCCAAGGCGUUCGAACCAGCAGACUUCGACUCAACAGAAGAUACUGUCUUUUCCGGUGGGAACGAACCCAAUCCGGUAGAAGAGGGUAUCCUCGACCCAGACUUAGUUGACAAACUCCAAAUCGACGUCGCCGACCAGUACCUCAUCGAACAACGCCUGCAAGAUCAGGACUGGGAUACGAUCAAGAGUGGUUUCGAAGAUCGAUUUGGCGUUUCUUCGUCGUCGAGCAAGUCAGCCUUGGCCAUGAGAGUAUCGCGACGAAGGAAGAAGCACAGUGAGAUCCGCUCGCUAUUCGAGCAGGCGACUCUGAAAAAACGGUCCAAGAGACAGCAAGGCAAGAAACACAGUUGGGAGACGGGGGUUCAGGAUAGGCAUGUGCGAGCGGAAGAGACGAUAGGGCUGGAGCAUGAGGCAUGCGCGGAGCGGACGCCAAGGGAACGACGUGGAAGGCCCCAAGACACUUCGCCCGAGACCUGCGACCAGGAGCUCACACACUGCAUAACGCCAAGGGAAGCCGCCGCGGCUGCCGAUAUGUUGCUGGCAUUUCUCGGCCAGGCCGAACUGCGAGGAGUGAUGGCCCAGGCGGACUGUCUGUCGAUUGUAAGGGUCAGGAGUCGUUUGCGGGAGGAGGCCUAUGUACGAUGCAGGUGA
Colletotrichum godetiae is the source of this 846-nucleotide messenger RNA. RefSeq lists its product as uncharacterized. Bases 1 to 846 code for a protein of 281 amino acids. The transcript has a single exon. The record is from RefSeq and is a predicted model, not a curated record. Lineage: Eukaryota; Fungi; Ascomycota; Sordariomycetes; Glomerellales; Glomerellaceae.